This is a messenger RNA of Acanthochromis polyacanthus (spiny chromis), 10788 nucleotides long. RefSeq names its product chondroitin sulfate synthase 3-like. Lineage: Eukaryota; Metazoa; Chordata; Actinopteri; Pomacentridae. Gene Ontology annotation, molecular function: glucuronosyl-N-acetylgalactosaminyl-proteoglycan 4-beta-N-acetylgalactosaminyltransferase activity. Gene Ontology annotation, cellular component: Golgi cisterna membrane. The transcript has 3 exons. Bases 1755 to 4175 code for a protein of 806 amino acids. The record is from RefSeq and is a predicted model, not a curated record.
UUAGUAUAAAUAUUAGCCGUACAAUUCGAUAGUUAACAGUUAAGCUGAGUCAGUUACUUAAAACAUUGCUGUAUAAUACAUCUGCGAAUGCAGCGCUUUAUUUUUUAAACCGGAAAUGAUGCGCGGUCGUGCAUUUACCGUAAGCUGACGGUAAGAGCGCACUGAAAAUGUAGGAGUGGCUGGCUUGACUACGGAGAAACGAGAGGCGGCUGGCCUGACCGCAGUGAGCUACCGGGGCUGAUAGAAGGGUCAACACAUGACAUGUCUAGACAGCAGUGGGUGUAUAUGACUCUGCUGUUUGUGCACUACUCAUGUGUGUAGAUGCAAAGUUCUUAUAGUUAACUUCAUGAAUAUGCUUACAGCACUCUGUGAACAGCCAGUCCUUUCAACAGUGUACUUUUGAGUCUUACCCUCCACGUGGAGGGUGUCAGAGAUCGUUUUCUGGACGGCUGUCAAAGCAGCAGUCUUCUCCGUGACUGUGGUUGUGUGUAGGGCUUUAGGAACCACAAGCCAUUAUCAUCAAAAUUAAAACAAAAAAGCUUGAAAUAGUACUGUUUGUGUGUAAUGAGUCUAUAAAAGGCUAAAUUUUCACUUUGAAUAAUAUCUAACGAAAAAAUAACCUUUUCCGCCGUAUUGUAAUUGUAUGAAAAGCAUCUGUAGUGUUUUUUUAAACGUAGCUUUUAUUCUGAAGAGAUUGGCCGUUGGAAGACAGGAAGAAGCUGCUGUAUCAGCUGUCUGAGAUAACCACAUCGUUCGAAGUGAAUAAGCUGCUGUUGAACUAAAAUGAGGACAGAUCCAGCAACUGCAUAGCUUAUUUCUCGUCUCAGUUUAUAUCCGAAACUCUAAACAUAGCUCGCCACGAACCAUGUUAGCUCGACAGCACAAGUUACAACAGAGAUCUAUCCAGCUAAAUAAAGUGUUUCGCAUAGCCAAUGCAUGGGAAGCGAGGAACUGACAGAUUCUGUGGACACACACCAUCCGGCUCAACAUACUAAUCUCGCUUCGUAGCACAGCCCUCUAAAAGCCUUUGCGUCCGGCUGUGAGAUUGAUUAUUUAUUAGAACAACUAUUACAGCAUACGAUUGGGUCACAUACUUUGCAGUCACUUUGCUGUUGGAAAAAAUAUGACACGAUUAGUUAUUGAAUUCUUCACAUUAAAGGAAAUUCUACUUUUAUUUUGAAAAAUGGCAAAUAGCUUGGAAUUCGUGCUGUUGUUUCCUAAAACGGAAAGUAGAAACAGAUGCUGGGAAGAGACGGCAGACUAUGAAACACAUCAGUAUAAACGUGACGGAUGAUGAGGGAGCUGCAGCUCAACGAGACGACGAGCAGAGCGGUGGUGAUAAUACUGAACCUACAUCCUAGAAAAGCACGAUGGUGACGAGCAGCCAUCAGAUCGUGGAUAUGACUGGAUAAUAAACCACAGAAACUCCUCUCCAGACAUCUGACGGAUUCAGUGCAGCUUUCAGUCGGAACUGCAUUUGCUUUACAAAUUUUUGUACCCUGGAAUUGUGAGUUAUAGUUGCUGACGGGACAACUGCUUCUGACUAUUCUGAACAGAAUACAAUUAUUUUAGACCUCGUACAUUAUGCUGUCAUAUGUGGCAGCUGUGUUUUUCUACGUCAAGUAGACACAGAAUGCUCCACAGAGAUGUUGGAUGGAUGUUGUCCAUACACGUCAGCACCUCAGACAACGGUAGCAUUCAUACAUUUACUCUCUAUUAACCGCACAGCUCAACUCUUCUUCCAGUAAACGGCAAUGGCUCUAAAGUCAAGGAGAACGUGGACGACCGUCAUCUUCGGUGUUUUUCUCGGAUUCACCGCCUCCUCUUGGCUGAUCGUACCUCAGGUUCUGGAAAGUAAAAGGAAAAAGUCUCCCAUGUGUUCAUACUACAGUGACUCCGCUAAAGGUGUUGACAACCUCGGGAAUUCCCAGUCUUUAAAAAAACGGCAACAGUUUAUUCAGGAAGAGGACAGAUCAUUCAGUGCAGGAAACCGUAGCGGAGAUACUGACAGAGCCAUCAGCAGACCAAAGCAUUUCCUCUUUGUUGGCGUGAUGACAGCCAAAAAAUACCUGAGCACCCGAGCCGUGGCUGCUUAUGAGACAUGGACGAGCUCCAUCCCAGGAAAGGUGGAGUUCUUCUCCAGUGCGGGGUCUGGUACCGGCCACAUGCCCGUCCCCGUCCCAGUGGUUUCUUUGCCAGGUGUUGACGACUCCUAUCCACCACAGAAGAAGUCCUUCAUGAUGCUCAAGUACAUCCACGACCACUACCUGGAUAAAUACGAGUGGUUCAUGCGGGCAGAUGAUGAUGUGUAUAUAAGAGGAGAGAAGCUUGAGCUGUUCCUUCGGUCGCUGAACAGCAGCAAGCCUCAUUACCUAGGCCAGACAGGCCUGGGUAUGGCUGAAGAGCUAGGCAGAUUGGCCCUGGAGCCUGGAGAGAACUUUUGCAUGGGAGGCCCUGGGAUGAUCUUUAGUAGAGAGGUGCUGCGUAGGAUGGUCCCUCACAUCAGUACCUGUCUGCGUGAGAUGUACACCACCCAUGAGGAUGUGGAGGUGGGCCGCUGUGUGCGACGCUUUGGAGGAACACAGUGUGUGUGGUCCUAUGAGAUGCAGCAGCUUUUCUACGAGAACUACGAACACAACAAGAAAGGUUUCAUUGAAGAACUUCACAGUAGCAAGAUCCACAAUGCCAUUACACUCCACCCCAACAAAAAACCUGCCUACCAGUAUCGGCUCCACAGCUUCAUGCUUAGCCGUGAGAUCUCAAGGCUUCGUUAUCGUACCAUCCUGCUCCAUCGUGAAGGCUUGAUUAUGAGUUACCUCAGUGAUACUGAAGUACUGUGGGAAGACCAACAGUUUGGAUCUCCUCCUUCCUACAUGCGCUAUCAGGCCAAUGAGAGAAAUGAUGUAAUUGAGUGGGAUUUCCUGACAGGCCGUCAUAUUUAUUCUGCAGUUGAAAACAAGGUGGCCCGGCAAAGCCUUGGGAGCUUGCUUCGAUCAGCACUAGAAGACAUUAUUUUGCAGGUCAUGGAAAUGAUUAAUGAGAAUUCAAAAACACGUGGCAGGAUAAUUGACUUUAAAGAGAUUCAGUAUGGUUAUUACAGGGUGGAUCCAAUGCAUGGCGCAGAAUAUAUCUUAGACUUACUGCUUUUAUACAAAAAACAUAAGGGACGUAAGGUAACAGUGCCUGUGAGGCGGCAUGCUUACCUUCAGCAGUCCUUUAGCCGACCGUUCUUUACUGAAACUGAAGGGUUGGAUGUAGCUGAACUUGUGGCUGCAAUCAACUCUGAAUCCCAGUCUCUGUCUUUUCUAUCCAACUCUCUGAAGUUCUUGUCACCUUUCCAAUUCUAUGAAUCAGCCAGGGAGCUGUGGGAGCAAAGCCAGAGAAAGGUCAACAUCCUUGUCCCAUUGUCUGGUCGCUAUAACACCUUUGUCCACUUUAUGGAAAACUUUGAGAAAGUAUGUCUCAUACCCCAACAAAAUGUUAGGCUCUCCAUCAUUCUGGUAGACAAUGGGACCAGCCAGAACAGAAGAAGGCAUUUUCAGUUAAUCAAAGACUACAACAGGAAAUAUCCCAAAGCUGACCUGUCUGUAGUCUCUAUGACAGGCAACUUUUCACGAGGACUGGCUUUGGAGCUGGGCUCUUCACAACUUGAUAAUGAUACUCUACUCUUCUUCUGCGAUAUUGAUCUUAUCUUUAGUGGUGAUGCCUUGCAACGCUGCAGAGAAAAUGCUGUUCAAGGAAGACGGGUCUAUUUCCCUGUUGUCUUUAGUCAGUACAACCCUAAGAUAGUGUAUGGUGAAAAAGCCCAAAGAGAUAACAAAUUUGUCCUUACCAAGAAAAAUGGUUUCUGGCGAGAUUAUGGCUUUGGAAUCACUUGUAUUUUCAGGAGUGACUUAAUAAAAGCUGGAGGUUUUGACACAUCAAUCCUAGGCUGGGGAUUGGAAGAUGUAGACUUGUUUACAAAAGUUAUUCAUUCUGAUUUGAAAGUGUUUCGCAGUCAAGAACCUGGAAUGGUCCACAUUUAUCAUCCUGUACACUGCAAUGCAAGUCUUGAACAGAAGCAACACAAAAUGUGCCUUGGGUCAAGAGCAAGUACAUUUGCAUCAACAAUGCAGUUAGCAGAGAUGUGGCUGGAGAAACACAUAGAGGUAGGGUAUAACAGAACUUCAUCUUGACGUUCUACUUCUACAGGGCUUCUUCAAGCAAGUUACCUCAGGCUUAAACAGAGAUGGUGAUAGUCUGCUUAAGCAUAUCUGUGGAUCAGAGGUUUUCAGAGGCUUGAAAAUGUUCCCAGGAAAGAACCAAGGCUGUCAUAUCUGCAAUAUUAGCCAGGUAAAACCACACAAGAUCCAAACUGACUUGAUAGCUGGUAGACCACCGUUGAACAUAUCCGAAGGACUUCGAAUAGAACCAAGUCUACAACUGCUACAUGCAGUGUGCUGUGAAAGCAAGUAAGCAUGUUGGUUACUUAAUCCACUUAAUCCACAGCUGGAAAAACCACUGACUGGUUGCAGCUGGAUGUUGGCUGGUACACUUACUAUUUACUAAAGCAUUUGACUGUGCCAGAGAUGGAAAUAUAAAGCCUUGACCUUUUUUCAUCUUAGAGGCUGGGCUAACAUUUUUACAAAUACUUGGCUAAUCUGAGUACCAAACCUGGAAAUUAAAAUAAAUGACCCAAAGAACAAGCUGUAUCACCCAAAAUAUAAUGAAUGAAAUGCAAAUUAAAGGAAAAAGUAUAUAUUGGCAUCAAAGCAUUUAAGUAUUGACAGUUUUACUCAAAGUGGUGUUUUAAUGUGUUGCCACUUUCUCUCAAAGAGAAUUGAUAGGACUUAUACCAGAAUGCUACGGAAGGUACAAAACAUCUCCUGGAAAUUGCAUCUUACCAACAAGUUGUUAUAUGGUCCCCAUGCGCAUUUGUCCAAUAUGUAAAUUAGGCAACGUAGACUAGCAUUAGCUGGACACAGCAAAGCAGCUGGUCGAGUACUGUUAUGGAAACCUGAUGCUAUCAAAAGGGUUGGCAGGCCUUGCACAACAUAAGGAAGGUACUUGAAGAAGACACUGGUCUAGCAGGGAAAGAAUGUCUGACUGCAAUGUUGGACAGAGAGAGCUGGAUGAAGAACUUUAUUCAUGCCACCGAUACCAUUGGAUGCAACUGACUGAUUGACUGAAGUUUCAGUAUGCAGCAAAAACACCACCCGAAACUCUAUUAAUCCAUAAAUUGAAUACUCUGUCACUCUGCUUUCCAGGAAUGAAGUCAAUGUGGCUUUGGGUGGCUACUGUACCCUGAGCAUCAUCUUCACUGUACUGAACAAUCUGUAUGUAUGUUUCUCUUUGAGUGUGAGUCUGUGAGCGAGGGAGUUGGCCUAUCUUAAUGCGUUAAGUUAGUCUACGUACCUUAAUCUUCCAGUGAAUUUUUAAAAAUAGCUUUGUGUAGACCUGAUGUUGGGACAGUGUGGUUACUGUGCCACAAUGAUUUCUGUUGUGGUACUGGACUAGUAAUGCAAGCCUCUGCUCAACAGUGUCUCUCAUUUCCACUUUCAAGUUCAGUCUUCUCGCUGACCUGUAGUUGCCAUGAUUAGCUUACCUUGCUUGUAUUAAUUUUAGACCAUGAUGGUUCAGCAUAAUUCAAUACUUUAUUGUCAUUGUCAUAAUACAGUUAUAAUAACAACAAGGUAUCGUUUGAGGGCACGGCUGUUACCCUCACUGCCUGAAGAUUGAGGCUGUGGGCCAGCCUGGUGGUUUUUGUGCAGAUGGACUUGUAUGUCUUCCCAAAAGGCAGCAGUUACAACAAGUAGUGAGUAGAUUACACAGGACACUAUGCACACACUGUAGACAGUGUAUGGUGUAGAUGGUGCUGAUGUCCGGGAGACUGGUCCCGAUGAUUUUCCCUGCUGUUUUCACCACCCUCUGAAGGGCCUGCUGCUUAGCCUUAGUGCAGCUGGAGUACCACACUAAGAAACCAUAAGCCAGUAUGCUAAUGGCAUGUUAAUGGCACACUUGUAAAGUUCACCAUGAGCUGCUGAAGAACUGUAGCACUUCUCAGUCUCCUCAAAUAGUAGAGGUGUUGCCAGGCUUUACCCACAGCCGAGAUGGUGUUAUUGACCCCAUGAAAAAUCUUCUGUCAUAGUCACACCCGGGAGCUUAAAGUUUGUAACUCUUUCCAUCACCUCACUCCUAAUAGAAAGUGCUGUAUGGGUGGAUUGUCCUUUUUUGUGAAAGUCCACAAUCAUUUCCUUGAUCUUCUUAAUGUUGAGAGCCAAGUUGUUGUUUCCACACUAUGAUGCCAGAUGUUGUACUUCACUUCUGUAAGCUGACACCGUGGUGUCCUCAGCAAAUUUGACAAUAAGAUUGGUGAGAAAAGAGGUACAGCAGUCGUGUGUGAAAAAUGUGUAGAGCAGUGGACUAAGCACACAACCCUGCUCUGGUGUUGAUGAGGAGGGUGAAUGAGGUCUGCCAGCCAGCUCCAACACACUGUGAAUGGUUUGUGAGAAAGUCCAAAAUCCUAUCUUUUCAGACCAAGGUUGUGUAGUAUGAAAUCAAAGUUUGUUCGGCUGGAUGGUGUGAAAAGCUGAGCUGUAGAUGACAAAGAGCAGCCUCGCAUAGGUGUUUUUGUGCUCAAGAUGUCCUAAUGAAGUGUGGAGCACAGUAGCGAUGGUGUCUUCUGUUGACCUGUUCUCUCUAUAUGCAAUUUCAUAAGGAUGAAGUGUCUGUGGUAUUGCAUGCUUAAUGUGUUUGAUGAGCAGCCACUCCAGGCAUUUGGCUUGUAUGGGGGGGGGUGUGCAACAGGUCUACAACUGUUCAGGCAUGGGACGCUUGUCUAUUUGAGAACAGGAACAAUUGUUGGUGCUUUGAAGCAGGCUGGGACCUGCACUGUUGACAGUGGCAUGGUGUAGAUCAGGGAUGUCAAACUCAUUCCACAAAGGGCCGGUGUGGCUGCAGGUUUUUGUUCCAACUAAGCAGCAUCACACCAGACGUGACUCGUUUAAUCAACCGAUCUCAGUCUCCAGACAGGUGAUUGGUCAGACUGUGUGCUGUAGGUAUGUUGGAACUAAAUGCUGUAGCCUAGAGCACACAGUCUGACCAUUCACCUGUCUGGAGACUGAGAUUGGUUGAUUAAAUGAGUCAGGUCUGGUGUGAUGCUGCUUAGUUGGAACAAAAACCUGCAGCCACACCGGCCCUAUGUGGAAUGAGUUUGACAUCCCUGGUGUAGAUGGUGGUGAAGACUUCAGAUAGCUCAGCCACACAGACUCUCGGGACCCGUCCCAGCACCUUAUCUAGUCCCGUUGCUUUUCUGAGGUUGGUGUCAUGCAGACAGAGUCUUGCAUGCAUGCUUGGGACUGGAGUGAUAUCACAAGAGGGGCGGGGGAGCAGUUCUGGCUCUGUGCUGUCCCUGGAAAACGGGCAUAGAAGUAAUUCUGCUCCUCUGACAAGGUGUCCAUGCAGUCCAUCAAGGUAGCUGUUGCUCUCUUGUAAUCCGUGACUGCUUUGAUGCAUUAGUUACAUUGACAUACACCUGAUCUAGUGUUUUAUCUCCCCUGUUGCACAGUUCAUGUUCCGGUAGAAUUAGGGAAGAACAGUUAUUCAGUCAACGUGAUUAAAUGAAACAGAUAAAUAGAAUAGAAAUACUGUAUUAACCAAUGAGGGGGAAAUUGUCUGCUAUAGUCGUAAGAGUACAGUUCCCACCACCAUAAAUACAGAUAACUAAGUAAAAAUGUGCAGUAAAUAAAAAAAUAAGCAAUAAGAGUAACACAAAAAGCAAAAUGUCCUAUGUAAAGGAUGUACAAAUGUUAUAGUGUUUCAUAGUUCAACUUGUGUGCAAGAGUAUUAAAAAAGUGUGCAAUUUCAAAUUACAGAACUGGGGAAAAAGUGCUACAAGGCAGAGAAUACUGAGAGCUCUCUGCCAGCCAGGGGUGAUACAGUGAACAGAGUUAUUGCUUGUGACAGGAAAGGUUUCCUAUAGUAUCUGUCCUUGUGGCAGUGUAGCUGGACCAGCCUGUUGGAAGUGCUGCUCCACUGCCUGUCCAGCAGGGGCUUAAGCAGGUGGUCAGGGUUAUCUAGGAGGGCUAACUAUCAGGGCUCCUUUAUUGCAAAAUCAAAUCCUUCUGGAAAACUUGAAAUUUUUUUUGUGGUAGGUUGUGGUAGGAAGCUGUUGUUUCCUGUAGUGCAGGGGAUUUUAGAAAUGGUAUCACAAAGACAGCUGAUAGGGAGGAAAAAGCUGAAGCCGUGACAUCCACAACCAAUGGCAGACUGAUAGCUGCAGUCUUCAUCCAGUGAGUCAGACUAGAAGCAUACAGACCCUUUUCAAGGCACAAUAAAAUAAUCUUAAACAUGGUGUAGCAAUAGUCAUUUCAAUAGCUUAAUUUUGAUUGACUCCCCGAUGAUUCAGCACAUGAUAUUAUCAGUAAGUUGGGCCAGUGCUGAUCCUGUCAUGUCUUGACUGGGGAUUGACCAAUAUGGGUUUUUGGAGGGGCUGACUGAUACCAGUGCUGAUUAUUGGUGAUCAACAAAGGCUGAUCAUUGAUAUUGGGAACUGAUAUACACUACAUGUAAUGUCUUAACAGCAUGUGAUAGCAGGGAAGCUAUCAUUUAUAACCAGACUUCUUUAUUUAUAAGGGUGACUGUGACUGAAUAACUGAAAUAGAAAUAGGAGUGAUUAAAAUACAGAUACUCUCAUCUGUUUAUGCAGGAUCGACUGAGAUUGAUCAGUUUUACCUCUACAGUUACAUCUGUUGUUCUGUUUUCAUAAUCUUUCACUGCUCUAUCACUUUUAUAGCUCACUGAGAUCCAUAUAUUAAAGCAUUAUUAUUUUUGUUGUCUAGACUCUGUUGCAGGGUGAUUUGUGGCUGCCUUCUAACCAAGCUACUAGCUUUUAGUGUAGCCUUAGCCACUGUGAGAGCAGCUAAUUUCCUGGUUUGAGGCAACGGCUUGUGUAUCAUGCACCCAUAAGAGACAAUAGGUUAUGUGGCUCUGUGUAGACUGUAGUUAACUUUUUACUAACUUUUUCUUACUGCCAUAGUUAACGUGAUGUUUACAUCUCUUCCUCAGGACCACAUCUUACCACCUGGUGUGUUGCAACCUUUUUGCUGUAACUGAUAUGAUGCCCACUUCCUAUUGUGCAAAACAGUAAUCUGGUAAAUAGUAACUGAAACAAAAUUCUAAAACAGGCUUUUAUUUAGCUUGGUUAUCAGAAAAUGGUAUAAAUCUGCCCAGUUUCUUGUUAGAAUUAGAAAAGUCAGUCAUUUUCACAUCAUAACUGAGCCAGUGGCCGUCUUGCAACCAGAGGGUUGCCGGUUCGAUCCUCAGCCCAUCGUGCUCAUGUUGAGGUGUCCCUGAGCAAGACACCUAACCCCUAACUGCUCCUGAUGGGUCGUGGUUAGCGCCUUGCAUGGCAGCUUCCGCCAUCAGUGUGUGAAUGUGUGUGUGAAUGGUAACCUUGCCAGCAAGUUGAUUUCUCGCGAUAUUUGUGAGUUCACAAAUCUCUCAAGAAACCAUCUUGCACCGCUCCCGCAUUCACUGUUCGUACAGAGCCAAGUUGGCACGGGCCAAUCACGCAGCAGUAUUCGUGUGUGGGGCGGGAUAUUCGGGUGUGAAGACGACACCAAGCGCCAGUAGAUCAAAACAAACACGGCAACGGAGGACAAUGAUCGUGUAGAUGCUGCUAUUAAGUCAGUUUUAGCUGAAUCUCCUAUCGCUUCUUUGAAGGAAGAACAACGAGAGGCGCUUUGCGCAUUUCUGGAUGGUAAAGAUGUUUGUGCUUUUUUACCUACGGGUUUUGGUAAGAGUUUAAUCUACCAAUUGGCUCCACUCGUUGUGAAGAUCCCGCAAUUGGCUAAAAACAAACCUGUCAGAGGCGGGACAUACUGUUGCAUUGUCCAAUCCGUGCCUCUUUCCUCCGAACGGAUUUACAUGGAGCGGUCCCAGAUUGACAUUGUGGAGUACUAUCAAGUACUACACAAUUAUUAAUCUGGCUAUUGCCAGGUUAUGUGAAUGGGUGAAUGUGACGUAUCAUGUAAAGCGCUUUGGGUACCUUGCAGGUAUAGUAAAGCGCUAUAUAAAUAUAGACCAUUUACCAUUUACCAUAACAAGCUACAUCUAUACUUUAGUGGUUAUUACUGUUUUUUCUACAUUUUUUUAAACAAUUUUUCUCACUAUUUUAACAAAACAAUUUAUAACAUUUAUCAUUAAUAGAAAAUAGGAAAUUAUUCUUUGUCAUGAAUCUCGGCAGCUGUUUUCAAAUCUCAGUCACUGCACACCCCUAUUCCAAGAGGUAAACAUGUUAAUAUAAUAGAAUUAUAGAAUCAGAACAUUUACAGUACCAUUUUAAUGUUGCAGUUUCUUAUGUAAAAAAGGACUGAAAUAUCUACAGUGAGUGACAAAAAUUCACAGCGCUGGAAUCCAUAAACAUUUUUUGUUUUGUGAUUUUUAUUGAAUUACAUUGCAGCUAUCAAAGUGUGUGAAUAUCAAGGAAGGUUUUUCCUAAUUACAGUAUCUUUAUCUUGUAAACACAGCAUCAAACUAUCAUAUUAAUUGUAGACAUCUCUUUAUUAUGAGAUUAUUACUAGGCUGUUUUCCUCUGGUAAUUACAGUACACUUUGGUAAAUUGCUGCUUGUUACCUAAGAAUAAUGGCUUUAAAGUCUGCCAGCAAUAACAACUGCUAUAGUAACAACUUGUCUUUUACAAUAAAUGUUUAGACAGAGAUUUGAUUGGUGUACUUACUUUUAUAAGCUCACUGCUUGUAUUCCAUGUUUUUUCUCUUUCUUUUUCUUACAAUAAAUUUUAUAUUGUUA